Molecule: messenger RNA, 693 nt
Organism: Podarcis lilfordi (Lilford's wall lizard)
Lineage: Eukaryota; Metazoa; Chordata; Lepidosauria; Squamata; Lacertidae
Source: the annotation of a GenBank genome assembly
AUGGCUCAGGUGCAUAUACAGACCCCAACGUCCUCCUCCUCGUCGUCAUCGUCUGUGGCUGGGGAAGAAUCCAGGAGGCUGAGGGUGGCAGCCCGCGAAAGGAUGGCUGGAGGCCGUUUGUUGGACAGUCAUAGCCUGGAUGGGAUAAGCCAAGUGUAUGGAGCAUCCAAGGCUCAGGAAGGUAGGAGGGCUACCAUAUCCAGCGCUUUGGAGCUAGAAGGGACAGUGAGCCAUGACGGGGACCUGACACACUUUGUGGCCAACAACCUGCAGAUGAAGAUCAAGAUGAGCUCCCGGGGCAGUCUGGAUGACACAGAACCCACCUCCUCAUCAUCAGUGUCGUCGCAGUUGUCUGUUAGGGGCAAAACUGCAGAUAUACCUCCCAUUGACCCACAGGUGAUUAGGGAUCUGGAAAGGCUCACUAGGGAUGUGGCACAGAAGGUGGACCAGAUGCUAAGAGCCUUGAACAGCGCUAUCCAGAACAUGACAGCCCUCAGCGUUGGGUACAUCCAGACUUACCGGGAUGCUGUAGACAGCUUGGGUGAAUCUGUGGACAUGAGCAUCAAAGGGAUGUACACUCUGAUGGCAAGGUGUGAGGAGUUGGACCGCUCCAUGCAACCUGUCCAUACCCUCGCUAAACAAAUCCGGGAGAUUAAGAGGACUCUGGAAAUCUUUGAGGCACUUUGCAAGUAG